Messenger RNA from Dioszegia hungarica, 1398 nucleotides. RefSeq names its product putative translation initiation factor IF-2. Gene Ontology annotation, cellular component: nucleolus. The transcript has 6 exons. NCBI's taxonomy places the organism in Eukaryota, Fungi, Basidiomycota, Tremellomycetes, Tremellales, Bulleribasidiaceae. Gene Ontology annotation, biological process: ribosomal large subunit assembly; rRNA processing. Gene Ontology annotation, molecular function: 5S rRNA binding. The record is from RefSeq and is a predicted model, not a curated record. Bases 1 to 1398 code for a protein of 465 amino acids.
AUGGCGCGCGCAGGCCCCUCUUCAGCCCCAAAGGCUCCGACGAAGCCAUACGACCACCCGUCGUCUCUCCCGUCUAAGAGCGCAGGUGGGAACGGUAUCGUACUGGAUACGGGCGCACCAGCGGCGUUAGGGCAGACGAGCAGGAAAGGAAAGAAGGCGUGGCGCAAGAAUAUCGAUUUGAGGGAUGUGGAGGGGGCUUUGGAGGAAGCCAGGGAGGAGGAGCGGGUCACUGGUGGGAAAGUAGCGGACAGGAGUAAUGGUUCCCUCUUCACUGUCGACGUAACAGGAGAUGCAGCCCUGGCAUCCAAUCUCCGCAAGUCUCGGCCCAAGAAACCUCUUCGAUCCCUCGCUAUACUGGCUGAACGGUCCGCCAUCCCCUCCCUCUCCCCACGGUACACCAUCGCCCCCUCCGCCCCCAAAGUCCGCCCUCAAGAAAAAGCCCGACUCCGCCGAAUUGCACUGCGGGAACACCGUCCGGAAGGUCAAUCGGCCUCUCAGAUCCCUAUUGCCCCCACCCUCGCCGGAUCCGAUGCGUGGGCUUCCGACCCCACUCUGAGUCUGCCAGGCGGAUUCGGGGAAGAGGCUAUCGCGCCCCCAAAGCCCAAAUUCCCCGUUACGCUCGCGCGGCGUCGGGAGGGGCUUCACGGUGCGAUCGUGGAGGGGAGGAACGGGGAGGUUCCUGAUUCCGGCACGAGUUAUAAUCCGACCGUGGAGAGUCAUCGGGCGUUGAUUGAGAAGGCGCUGGAGGAGGAGCGGGGGAAGUUGGCGCAGGAAGCAGAGGACUUGGAGCGGAUCAACGAGAGGGGGAUGGUGAUUGAGAAUAGAAAGGCUGUGGGGCGGACGGGCGAAUAUGCGGAGGGUAUGGAUAUUGGGCCUGGAGAGGUCGAGGGCGGCGCCGAGUCGGAGGAGGAGAUAGUGGACGAGGACGAGGAGAAGCGAAAGCAGAAGGGCCGGAAGACCCAGGCGCAGCGAAAUAAGGCGAUCCGACUACGCGAAGCGGCCGAAGCGGAAAAACGAGCGAAAAUGGCUAGUAAACUCGCCAAGUCAAUUGGAGCGCUCGGGGCGUUCAAGAAGGCCGAGCAGGAGCGGGAGGCACGGCAUGCCCAGGCGGCAAAGAUCAAGAAGGAGAUGAAGAUGGAGAAGGAAGCAAAGGGGACCAAGGAGGCGGGUGAUAAGGUGGGCAAGUACGUGUUGAGGAAGGGGGAUGUGGCUGUUCAGCUAGGAGAAGAUCUCGCCGAGACGUUGAGGCAGGUCAAGCCUGAAGGAAAUCACUUCAAGGAUCAGUUCUUGGCGAUGCAGAGGAAAGGUCUGGUUGAGCCUAGAUUGCCACAAGCCCGAAAGCAGAAGGCUGCCCGGACGAAGGAAUACGAGAAGCACGCGUACAAGCGCUUCGUCUGA